CGUAUAUCAUAAUAUAAUACAGAGAACGUAUAUCAUAAUAUAAUAUACGUACUCUGAUGACAGCUGAUGUCAAACUUAUAAAAAGAAAUACAAGAUAAGAUUGAAAAAUUUGCCAUUUGAAUUGAUGGUGUUGUGAUAGACGUUUUGGUUUUCGUAUAAUCGACAAACUUUCUUGUUUUUGAUAAAGAAGUACGCACUUUCUACAAUACAUUUCCCAAACGUGAAUAUUUGCAGUAGCAAAUAUAAAUACAAACCAAUGGGAAAUUCAAAUUCCAGGAGUGACUCCGGAAGCGAUGCGCCGAAUGGAGGGUCAGGUGGUGCUAAAGAAAAACCCCCGAAAUCCACCCAAACUAUUCCUAAAGGAGAUGGAAAUUCAUUUGCUAAUAAUAAUGCUAUGUUAAAGGCAGAACGAUCCAUGAGUAGAUCUGCAUCAGGUGCGGAUGUUACGGAGAAGUACUUAACCCAGCUUGUGCCUAUAGAAAAGUUAUCCGAAAUUCUUAAAGGAAAGUCUGCCAAGCACGGUGUCAACGGCAUUGUUUCAGACGUGUUUGUGUCACAAGUUUUUCCUCAAUAUGCCGAUUUAGGCAAAAGAUUAUUUCGCCUAAUGCAUACAGCAUCUAAAGCUAGAACAGCUUAUUUAGGCACAGUGGCAUUCCGUCAACAAUGUGAACGUUUUCUUGGUAUAAUGGAUGAUGGAAAAAUUUUAGAGUGUUAUAUAAAAAUGUACGCUGAAGAAGACAAUCCAGACUUCAUUACGAAGGAGGGUGUUACACGUUUGCUUUUUAUUUGCUACACAAUAGCGAUGCAACAUUCUGGCAACGCAGUUCUCUGUCCAGCAAUUAACCGUACAUUUGGUUCGGUGACUAAAUCAAUAUUUUUUAGCAACGACAGUUUGAGUGUGGGUUUUGUUUGUCGUUGGUUUGAACAGAACCUUAUUCGUUUAGUAUUGUUGGUGCACAAAUAUUGUUUACACACAUUAUCAACUUCAUAUAGAGGUCUCGAACAACAAACUCAAUCAUGCGGAAUUGAACUUCAAACUCCAGUUUUAGAACAACGAAAUCCAUUCCCAGAUGCUGGUGUCAUGACCUUUGAAUCUUUAAUGCCGUUAUCUCAAGCAUGGUUAUUGGCUGGUGGACUACCUCCCCUUUUUUCUAAGCCACAGACGAUACAAUCACCAAGUUCAAAUAAAUCAUCUGCAGCUCAAAUCUUUAAAGAGAAACUUUCUAUGAUGCCCUCACAUUGGACUUUGCUGUAUGACUCAAAUGAACACGGUUUAGGCGCUAAUCGCUUUUUGCAUCACGUGCUUGGUUAUCGCGGCCCAACGCUUGUAUUGAUACAUACCAAGGACGACCAGACAUACUGCAUUGCUGCGCCAAGUGAAUGGAAAGAAACUCAUUUAUAUACAGGAGGCGAAGGCAGUUGUAUAAUUCAACUUUUUCCAAAAUUUGUGAUAUUAGAGAAAAAGCCCAACAUUUUGUACUUAAAUACAAGCAUACGUGGGUAUCCAAAGGGGUUUCGAGCUGGUUCAGAUCCACGUAAACCUGUUAUCUCUGUGGACGAACACUUCGAAAAUGUGGAUUGCAAAGGAUUAGCUGCUGUGCUAACUGCAAUUGAGGUAUGGGGCUGUGGUGACAAGGCAUCACGUGAUGUUCAAUUGGAUAUUAAGAAAUGGCAAAUCAAGGAAGCUGAACGGCAAAGGACUGUAAAAUUAACUGCAGCUGAUUGGAUGGAUCAUCCUGAUCGCUACCUAUUAGAGCUAGGCGGUCGCACAAAUUACAAUAAUUGAUAAAUAUACACCUUUUGUUGAUGUAUGCGUAAUUUUUCGUGCCUUUAGCCACUGGCGUUAGCAAUAGUUAUAAUCAACAUCUAUACGGGUACAUAGCCAAUCAUUUUUGUUACGCAUACUUAUACUGUUUGGGUAAUUGAAGACCUUAAAGUAGAAAAGACAUGCCUCGACCAGUCAAUAAUUCCAGUGUAAUAAUUUUAAGUGUAACGAUAUGACGAUAUUUCGGUUUAUAUUUAGUUUGUCGUUAAAAAUGUUUUAGUAUGAGUACUUAUAUAUAUGUAUAUACUCGGUGGACAGUCAUUUGGGCUGUACCUUAAUUUGUAAAUUGUUGAAAUUUUUUUAUUUCCAAUAGACGACAGAUAUAUAUAUAUGUAUCUUCAAUUGGUACGUCCAAAAGGUCUUUUGUAAAUUAGUGUCUUUGCAUUAUUAGUCCAAAUAUGUACUUAAUUUUAUAAUAUUUUAACAAUUUUUGAACUCAAACGUCCAUUUUAUUGUUAAUUGUAAUAAUAAUAAUAAUAAUCAUAAAAAUAAAAGGAUAAAAAAAUAUUCAGGGUAAAUAAUAUUAAAGGUUUCAUACUAUGACAACAAAAUAAAUUUAAGUCAGAAUUUUUUUGCAGGCACAAAAAACAAGUAACACUUUAUCCCUUUUACUAUUCUGAACUUUCUUUUGCAUUGUGUUGAUUUAGCUUGUUUCAUUAUGUGAACUUGGUUUAUUUAUAAAUAUCAGCAGAAAUUUUAAUGCGACUAUUUUUCAUUUAUGAUUUCCAUAUAAAUACACGGAAUUAAGAGAAUUGUUGUAUAAUAUUUUAUAAUUUAAUUUCGUAACUCAGCACUUUACUAUUUUGCUAUAAGACUAUAUUAUUUAUAACCCUUUUAAGUGUACUGCAUAUAUUUCAUAUUUGUUUUCUAAUUAACUACACUGAAUUUACAAACUUUUUUUCUACAUUAUUCGACUUUUGAUUUAGAAUGUGAAAAUGUAUAUAUAUAUAUGAUUUAUAUCUACACAUGCAUAUCGUGUGCCAGCGCAGAUUAACAAAAUACAUACGUAUUUUAACCCA
Messenger RNA from Bactrocera oleae (olive fruit fly), 2844 nucleotides. RefSeq lists its product as uncharacterized. Lineage: Eukaryota; Metazoa; Arthropoda; Insecta; Diptera; Tephritidae. Gene Ontology annotation, cellular component: nucleus. Gene Ontology annotation, biological process: response to oxidative stress. The record is from RefSeq and is a predicted model, not a curated record.